CAUAUCCCGAGGAAGUGAAUGUUGUGUUGGGGACGGAGUGGGGAAAGGGAGUAGUAGAGGCAGAUGAGGAAGAUGUUAGUGACUGGGGCUCUGUGGACGGCGCUUUUCCUGACCAUUCUGGGGCGACCCCUUGCAGCUGACGCCUACUUUUCCGAGGAGCGACAACCGAGCGAGUCCCCGCUGCAGAGGCCAACUGUGCUGAUCGCUAUCAUCGCCCGGAACACGGCUCACACCCUGCAUUACUAUCUAGGGGCCAUCGAGAGACUGGACUACCCUAAGGACAGAAUCUCCAUAUGGGCAGCAACGGAUCAUAAUAUAGACAACACGACUGCCAUACUGAGAGAAUGGCUGACCAGCGUGCAGAGGCUUUAUCACUACGUAGAGUGGCGCCCAAUGGACGAACCAACAACCUAUCCUAAUGAACUGGGCCCCAAACAUUGGACCCAAACCAGAUUUGAAUACAUUAUGAAGCUGAAGCAAGCUGCCCUGAAAUCUGCAAGGAAACAGUGGGCUGAUUACAUCCUAUAUGUAGACACGGAUAACAUUCUCACAAACGACCAGACACUGAACCUCUUGAUAGCUGAGAACAAAACUGUCAUAGCUCCAAUGUUGGUGUCACAGACGGCGUACUCCAACUUCUGGUGUGGGAUCACUCCUCAGGGUUAUUACCGCAGGACGGCGGAAUAUUUCCCGACGCGGCACCGCCAGCGGUUGGGCUGCUUCGCCGUUCCGAUGGUGCACUCGACGGUCCUGGUCGACCUGCGCAAAGCGGCCACGCGGGACCUGGCGUUUUAUCCGCCGCAUCCGGAAUUUUCCUGGGCCUUCGACGACAUCAUCGUGUUCGCCUUCUCCUGUCGUGUCGCAGAGGUUCAGAUGUACGUGUGCAAUAAAGAGCGAUAUGGUUUCCUCAACAUUCCCGGAAAGCCCCAAAGCACAUUGGAAGAAGACCGCCUGAACUUCGUGCAUCUUAUGUUGGAUGCCAUGAUUGAUGGACCCCCAAUGUACCCAUCGCGAUUCACCUACCUCCUGCCAAAGUUCCCGGAUAAAAUGAUAUUUGAUGAAGUUUUUCUAAUAAAUCUGCAGCGACGCCCAGACAGACGGAAGAGGAUGCUUCAGGCAUUGUAUGAGCAGGAGAUUGACUGCAAGAUAAUUGACGCUGUGGAUGGAAGUGCUCUGAAUAGCAGCGCCUUAAAAGCUAUGGGAAUUAACAUGUUGCCAGGAUAUUACGACCCAUUUUCUGGCAGGACUCUAACCAAGGGAGAAGUUGGAUGUUUCCUCAGCCACUAUUCCAUCUGGAAAGAGGUUGUGGAUCGAAAGCUGAACAAGGCUGUGGUGUUUGAAGAUGAUGUGAGGUUUGAGGCCCAUUUUAAGCGGAAGUUGGUGACACUGCUGAACCAAAUCAAGGAUGUUGGUUUGGAAUGGGACCUUAUCUACCUUGGGCGAAAACUGGUCUUUCCCAAUCAAGAGGAGGCUGUAGCGAAUGUCCAAAAUCUGGUGGUCGCAGACUAUUCGUACUGGACUCUGGCCUAUGCCAUUUCACUGCAGGGAGCGGAGAAACUGGUCAACUCUGAGCCAUUGAAAAAGAUACUUCCUGUGGAUGAAUUCCUUCCCAUCAUGUAUGACAAGCACAUAAAUGAGGAAUAUAAGAAAGUCUAUCCCAAACGAGACCUGAAGGCAUUUUCCGUCCGUCCACUGCUGGUGUUCCCCACUCACUACACUGGAGAUCCUGAAUGGCUCAGUGACACCGAAACCUCCACCAUCUGGGAUGACGACUCGAUGAAGACGGAUUGGAGUGGCUCUCAAAAAACACUGAAGGGUACCCAGGCAGGGGCCUCACAUCAGUCCAUUGGUCCUGCUUCAAGGGAUGAACUCUAAUUCUCAGCAAGUCAGUGUUAGAAAGUGAACUUUCUGCAGAAGAUGAUGAUUUGGACAGACAGAACUGUCAAAGCUUGAAUGAAGAUUUUCCGGCUGCAAUAUUGCGAACUUUAAUCAAAGCUCAUCUGUCAGACAAAGGCCAUCCAGCUAAAGAGAUGAAUCCGGACGAUGAGCGACGAUUGUUCGAACCCCUUUCGGCACUUGACGUGUGAAACGUGGAAGUGUUACCCAACACCAAAAAGGCACAUGAGGCACUGCCCUUAAAGAAUAAUCUUGAAUAAUAGGCAGGAAAGCAUGACCCAACUCACCAGCAAUAGAAAGAAAAUUGUGCAUGUAGAUAAUUCCUUCAAGAUUUUUGAACCACACAAGCCAAAUUUCCAACCUGCACCACCAACCUAUCCCCGAAUCCACCAAUGUCUCCUAGUUUAAUUAGGAAAAGGAAUAACUUUAAAUGAGCCUUUCUCCAGUCCAGAAUCUCCAGUGGACAUUGCAUCGUCCCUAUUGCCCUCCUCCAGGCAGCACAGACAGGGCUGCAAUUCUGGUGCUGGGGUGGAGGAGGUGAGACUGCAUGUCAGGGAAAGAGGGAAGAUACAUGCUUCGGAGUCAAGCACACCACAAUGGACUGAAUGGCCUUUUGCUAUGCUCUUAUCACGCUAUGAAAUUGAGCAAAACUCGUGGGCAACAAAAAAAUGUAACACAAAGGAGUACCUUUAGUAAAAGAUGCUGAAUGAUAUUGGAGAUUGUUCCUCUUGAAUAGGCAUGGUCAGACUCCAUCCCCCUCGAGAGCCUUAUGCAAACACCAAUCUCCUGCUGAGGCACUGAGCCCUACAGUCUGGAGGGCCCAGGUUUGAUUGCUAGUCUGUGUUGAGUUGGCUGAUCUCUGCUGUGUUGAUCAUCCUGGCAGAGUGUUACACUAGGCUGGAAUGGAGUGGAGUCCCUAAGCAAAAGAGGAGAAAAACUUUCAACCAGGGCCCCCAGUGUUCCUGAUUGGAGAUCCAGCAAAUCCUGUCUGCUAGCAACUGUGCGGGGACACUGGGUGAGACUGGGGCCAGUUCUCUACCUUGAAUCGCCGGCAGCACUUCCAGUUCGAUUUCCAGUUUUUGUUCGUUCUUGGUAUUUGAGCAUCACUGGCAAAGCCAGCACUUAUUGCCUAUCCCUAAUGAGUGUCUUACUCAGCCAUUUCAGAGGGCAGUUAAAAGUCAGCCACAUUGCUGUGGAUCAGGAGUCACGUAGGCCAGACCGGGUAAGGAUGGCAGAUUUCCUCCAUUGAAGGGCUUAGUGAACCAGGUAACAAUCCAGUAGUUUCAUGAUUAUUAAUGAGACUAGCAUUUUAUUCCAGAUGUAUUAAUUUAAAUUCCCCCCAGCUGCUGUGGUGGGAUUUGAACUGUCCUGAUUACUAGUCCAGUAACAUAUUAUCACUGUGUUACCAUCCCUUCUUGCUAGGAGUGGGUGAAAUUGGUCUACGCCAGAAGUGCAAAAUAGGGUCAUAAUGAACCAGCAUCCCACUUUACACCAAGCUUGAUUUUAUUGUCCAUUGCCUUCAAUAAUCCAAGGUCUAGAGAUCAGAGUGUUCAUGCUACCAACCCCAGCACUAGCCUUGCUAUCAGUGCAGGGAAUAAAAUUAAAUGAAAAAAAAAAGGUUAAUUCCAAACACACACUAAAUUUAGAUUGGCACCACGUAACCUCUAUGGGUUCAGGGUCCUUGGGGAUGGGGAGCUCAAAAAUGAUGUUAUGAGGGUUUGUUUAAAAAAAAAUGCCUACCUUUCAUUUACAGAAAUAAAAGGAAAUAUUUUACUGAACAAAGAGAGGUUCACACCUACAAAAAAAUGAUCUCAAACAAACCCUUCCAAAUCCUCAUAUUUUCACGUCCCACCCUGUUCUAAAUCCAAUCGUUUUUGUUAAAAUUAAAUGUUAUUUUCUGUCCUCUUGUUAAAUCCCAGGGGUUUAAAGGGUUGCAUUCUAGGACUGCAGAAACCUGUCUUCCAUGCCUUAGGGGCAUCCGUACAGGGUAUGUAAUGAUAAGUGGUAUAGAAAGAGUUAAACCUGAAACAUUAGUUCAAGCUAAACCUUGACAGUACAGCAGAAGGGAUGGGGGUGCAGCAGAUAGGGUGUUGGUUCACACUGACGAAAGACAAAUUCAGGAGUGAUGUCAGGAAGCUCAUCUUCAUACAGAGUGGAGAAAUGGAAUGAAUUCUGGGAAGAGGUGACCAAAACCCUGGAAUUAUUUAAUGAAAGUUCAGAGGUAAUGUUGUUAGGGAGAUGUUGGUGCACUCAGUUUUGCUGUGAUGGGGAGCAGGGGAGGCCUGAAGGGCCUUCCUGGCUGAGUGAACCAGAAUGGCCUUGUUUGUAUUUAACUUGUGCUUUGUGCUCUUGGUUUCAACUGUGUCUUUUAAAACUGGAAUUAACGGGUAAAUGUCUGCCCUUUUCCUGUGCUCCCUGGUGCAGAGUCCUUAUUACCAGGUACACACAUCGGAAGACGGUCUGGGUGAAUCAUUGAUAUUUCCAUCAACACGUGGACAGAUGAUCACCAACUGCAACCCAUGCUCUCCGAAGGGCAAGGACUCUGCACCGAGAGCAGUGAAGCAGAAAUGCCACCCUUCUGUUCAAAGUGCUUAAGGGGGAGGUUCCGGAGGUAGUGUUUUUAUAGAGAUGUUGGUGCUCUCAGUUUUAUAUUAGAGUUGCAGAUCUCUGUGUGUACUGAAUUUCACCAUAAAUCUGUGGAAAUAUC
Messenger RNA from Carcharodon carcharias (great white shark), 4603 nucleotides. RefSeq names its product cerebral endothelial cell adhesion molecule (gene cercam). The transcript has 13 exons. The coding region runs from base 64 to 1875 and encodes 603 amino acids. NCBI's taxonomy places the organism in Eukaryota, Metazoa, Chordata, Chondrichthyes, Lamniformes, Lamnidae. The record is from RefSeq and is a predicted model, not a curated record.